Solanum pennellii is the source of this 1161-nucleotide messenger RNA. Its product is annotated as probable protein phosphatase 2C 75. Gene Ontology annotation, molecular function: protein serine/threonine phosphatase activity; cation binding. The record is from RefSeq and is a predicted model, not a curated record. The transcript has 4 exons. Bases 1 to 1038 code for a protein of 345 amino acids. Lineage: Eukaryota; Viridiplantae; Streptophyta; Magnoliopsida; Solanales; Solanaceae. Gene Ontology annotation, biological process: protein dephosphorylation. Gene Ontology annotation, cellular component: cytosol; nucleus.
AUGUCUGAUUCUGAUUAUGAUUCAGAUUCAGAUUCUGAUUCAGAUUCAGCAACAUCAGGCACAGGCGCACCAGAAGAAGCAGUGCCACUGUUUGGAGCAAUUUCUUUAAUCGGAAGAAGAAGUUCAAUGGAAGAUGCGAUAUCUGUUUGGCCAAAUCUUUGCUCCCCUUAUAUCAAUCAACAUCGCCCUAUUGAUUUCUUUGCUGUUUACGAUGGACAUGGUGGACCUCAUGUUGCUGGGUUGUGUAGAGAGAGAAUGUAUCUUAUGCUACUAGAAGAAUUGUUGAUGACAAACACCGUCAUAACUGGUAGCAGCAGCAACAACAACAACGACAACAUCUUUACCCGUCUGUUCCAAAGACAAUUGGAACGGGAGAGUGUUAAGGAGACGUGGAAAAGGGUGUUGAAGAGCUGCUUCGAGAAAAUUGAUGAGAUGGCGUUUGAUACGUGCUAUGAGUGUGGUAUAGGUGUUCCUUGUGGAUGUCCACCACAACACUAUGGACUAGGAGGCUCCACUGCUCUACUCACAAUUCUAACUGGAAAAACUAUUAUUGUGGCUAAUUGUGGAGAUUCACGCGCCGUUCUUUGCCGUGGUGGGAGAGCCAUACCUCUAUCUAUUGAUCACACGCCAGACAGACCAGAGGAACGUGCUAGAAUUGAGGCAUGUGGAGGCCAUGUUGUUUAUGAUGAUUGUGCACGAGUUCUAGGAAUACUGGCUAUUUCUCGUGCAAUAGGAGCCAAGUAUCUAAAGAAGUAUAUCAUAUCCGAGCCAGAGUUUACAUUCACAAAAAGGGAAGCAGAAGAUGAGUUUUUAAUCCUUGCUAGUGAUGGUUUAUGGAACGUUGUAUCAAAUGAUGACGCGUGUCAGGUGGCGAGAGAAUGUCUUCAAAAAGAAAAGCCAUUUGGGAGAGGAGAAGUAUUUUCUUCCCCAAGUAAUGCAGCAGCAGCGUUGCUUACUCGGCUAGCUAUGGGACGGGGUAGCCAAGAUAACAUAAGUGUUAUCGUUGUUGAUUUGAAGAUAGACUAUAUUGAAGUUUAGUUUGAGGAGAAGUUAACUUCUUUAGUUAAAUAUCUUAUUUGGAGAUGGUUAAUUAAGCUUUGCAUAAAAGUUUUUCUCUUAUUGAGGAAGCUAAUUAAAGACUAUGGUAUGUAUUUGCAUAAA